Messenger RNA from Pan troglodytes (chimpanzee), 5317 nucleotides. RefSeq lists its product as uncharacterized. Bases 1 to 2739 code for a protein of 912 amino acids. Gene Ontology annotation, biological process: DNA integration. Gene Ontology annotation, molecular function: RNA-DNA hybrid ribonuclease activity; nucleic acid binding. The transcript is spliced from 2 exons. The record is from RefSeq and is a predicted model, not a curated record. NCBI's taxonomy places the organism in Eukaryota, Metazoa, Chordata, Mammalia, Primates, Hominidae.
AUGAGCCGAGAAGCCCGUAUGGGCAUCCAGCAGCAUAUUAAUAAAUUUCUAGAACUAGGAGUCUUGCGGCCAUGUCGCUCACCUUGGAACACGCCACUCCUUCCAGUAAAGAAACCUGGGACCCAAGAUUAUAGACCCGUCCAAGAUUUAAGAGAGAUUAAUAAAAGGACUAUGGACAUACAUCCCACAGUCCCCAACCCUUACAACCUGCUCAGCUCCUUGAGACCAGAUCACAACUGGUAUACGGUGCUAGACCUAAAAGAUGCAUUCUUUUGCUUGCCUAUGGCUCCCCAAAGCCAAGAGCUUUUUGCCUUUGAAUGGAGAGACCCUGAGAAGGGAAUCUCAGGCCAGCUAACUUGGACUCGGCUUCCCCAAGGGUUCAAGAAUUCCCCUACCCUCUUUGACGAGGCCCUUCACCGAGACUUGACUGACUUUCGCACCCAGCACCCAGAUUUGACUCUGCUCCAGUAUGUAGAUGACCUCCUCCUGGCCGCCCCCACUAAAAAGGCCUGUCUACAAGGCACCAGGCUCCUGCUCCAGGAGCUCGGAGACAAAGGAUACCGAGCAUCUGCCAAGAAAGCACAAAUCUGCCAGACUAAGGUAACCUACUUGGGGUACAUCUUAAGUGAAGGAAAAAGAUGGCUCACUCCUGGGCGGAUAGAGACAGUAGCCUGCAUUCCGCCACCCUGGAACCCCAAGGAGGUGCGUGAGUUUCUGGGGACUGCCGGGUUCUGCCGCCUGUGGAUACCCGGUUUUGCUGAGUUGGCAGCCCCCCUUUAUGCCCUCACCAAAGGGAGCAACCCCUUUAUCUGGCUGGAGGAACACCAACAGGCCUUCGAAGCUCUGAAGAAGGUACUCCUCUCUGCCCCAGGCCUCGGGCUACCUGACACAUCCAAGCCUUUUACCCUCUUUAUAGAUGAGAGAAGGGGGAUAGCCAAGGGGGUCCUAACCCAAGAACUGGGGCCAUGGAAGAGACCAGUAGCCUACCUGUCUAAGAAACUGGACCCUGUGGCAGCUGGGUGGCCUCCUUGCCUCCGCAUCAUGGCAGCCACCGCUAUGCUAGUCAAAGACUCUGCCAAGUUGACUCUUGGGCAACCUUUGACUGUCAUUACCCCGCACGCCUUGGAGGCCAUAGUGCGGCAGCCCCCGGACCGUUGGAUCACCAACGCCCGCCUGACCCACUACCAAGCCCUCCUGCUGGACGCGGACCGCGUCAGCUUUGGCCCUCCAGUCACUCUGAAUCCUGCCACCUUGCUACCUGUACCGGAAGACCCGCUGAGUCCCCACGACUGUCGACAAGUGCUGGCGGAGACCCACGGGACUCGAGAAGACCUCCAGGACUACGAACUCCCAGACGCGGACCACACUUGGUACACAGACGGUAGCAGCUUCAUGGACGCAGGUACCCGGAGGGCGGGGGCGGCAGUAGUGGAUGGACAUGCUACGAUAUGGGCGCAGGCACUGCCUCCCGGAACUUCUGCUCAAAAGGCUGAGCUAAUUGCUCUAACAAAGGCCUUAGAGCUAUCGCAGGGGAAGAAGGCUAACAUCUACACAGACAGUCGGUAUGCCUUUGCCACAGCCCACACUCAUGGGAGCAUUUACGAGAGGCGAGGUCUCCUAACAUCCGAAGGGAAAGAAAUCAAGAAUAAGGCUGAAAUAAUCGCCUUAUUAAAGGCCCUCUUCCUCCCUAAGAAGGUGGCCAUAAUUCAUUGUCCUGGACAUCAAAAAGGACAUGACCCUGUCGCCCAGGGUAACAGGCAAGCUGACCAAGCAGCCAAGCAGGCUGCUAGAGUAGAGACAUUGACAUUAGUUUCAGAAACCAGCAAGGCUGACCAGAUGCCCCCUCCCACAAGCUAUACCUAUACACCAGAGGACCAGAAGGAGGCAGUAGCCUUACGAGCCACAGAGAACCAAGAGACUAAAAAUUGGGAAAAAGACGGGAAGACAGUCCUCCCACAAAAAGAGGCCAUGGCCAUGCUGCAACAGAUGCACGCUUGGACACAUUUAAGUAGCAAGAAACUGAGACUGCUCAUUGAAAAGACUGACUUCUUAAUCCCCAGGGUUGGUACCCUUCUGGAGCAAGUGACGCUCGCUUGCAAGGCCUGUCAGCAAGUAAAUGCCGGGGCCACGCGAGUCCCGGCGGGGAUAAGGGCACGGGGCAACCGCCCUGGGACCUAUUGGGAAGUGGACUUCACUGAAGUAAAGCCUCACUGUGGAGGAUAUAAAUAUUUAUUAGUAUUUGUAGACACAUUUUCAGGAUGGGUAGAAGCCUUCCCCACCCGGCAAGAAACGGCCCACAUAGUGGCCAAGAAAAUAUUGGAAGAAAUUUUCCCCAGGUUCGGACUCCCCAAGGUAAUUGGGUCAGACAAUGGGCCAGCCUUCGUCUCCCAGACUGACUUGCAGGCUCGCCUGAAAGGACUGCAGGCUGUGCAAGCCCAAAUUUGGACUCCUCUGGCAGAACUGUACCAGCCUGGACACUCACAGACCAGUCACCCUUUCCAAGUGGGAGACUCCGUCUAUGUCAGACGACAUCGCUCCCAAGGACUAGAACCCCGGUGGAAGGGACCAUACAUCGUCCUCCUCACCACACCCACUGCUGUAAAAGUUGACGGGGUCGCCGCCUGGAUCCACGCAUCCCACGUGAAAGCAGCUCUGGAGGUGUCCGGGCCAGCGUCGCCUGAGAGAUGGAGACUUCGUCGCUCCAGGGACCCCCUCAAGAUAAGACUCUCUCGCGUCUAACCUUUUGCCAAUUGUUAGCCCUUUUCCUUUCCUGUGCUACCGGGGGCAGCAACCCCCAUCAGCCCUAUCAAUUGACUUGGCAAAUAACUAAUUUUGAAACUCAUGAAGUCCUCAACGAGACUUCACACGUAGCCCCCUUGAACACCUGGUUCCCUGACCUAUAUUUUAACUUAGACAAAAUAGCCCUGACCGAUAAACAUCACCAGGGCUUGCCCAAACCUAAUCGUUUUACAGGACCAACGGGGGGCCUAUUAGGAACCUAUAUUACUGAUCAGACAGAAAAAGACUGGCAACAGGCUAGGAGAAUAUCCGUAAGCCGGAAUGGGUUCUACGCCUGUCCAGGAUUCAGGACAGAACCAAUGAAAAGUACUUGUGGAGGAAUAAUGUCCCUGUACUGCGCAAGUUGGUCUUGUGUGACAACUAAUGAUGGGGCGUGGAAAUGGAAAACCCAACCCUGGUACAUAUCCAUGUCCUAUGUCCAGCCUUGUACCAGGACCCGGUAUUCGGCCACCUGUAACUUAAUCCGUGUCAAAUUUGAGGAGGCCGCAAAAACUGACCCCCGCUGGACAACUGGACUAAUUUGGGGCCUAAAUCUAUACCAAACCCCAGCAUAUGGGCUCCCUAUCCAAAUUAGACUAUUAGUGAACCCGGUAUCUGCCCCAGUUCCGGUGGGACCAAACCCGGUUCUAACAGGGAGAGCACCUCCUCAGUCAGGGAUCCGGCAAGAAGCCCCGACCGCCGGUGCCCAGUCUCCUCCAGGAGUGCCAAACCCAGUAUCUUUUCAGUCAAGUAACCCACCUUCCCAAACAGGGAACCCAGUUCUAACAGGGAGUGCACCUUCUCAGUCAGGGGACUCAGUUAUAACAGGGAAGGCGCCUCCUCAGUCAGGCUCCCCGUCUCCCCCACCAUCCAAAUCCCCAUUGGCGCUCCCGGAGACCACCCACAUGCCUCCGGACCCGGAAACAAGCAAUAGACUCCUCAACCUCAUCAGAGGCGCUUACCUCGCCUUGAACCAGACAAGGCCUGAAUCCACCACCUCCUGCUGGCUCUGCCUGGCCUCGAGCCCCCCUUACUAUGAAGGUAUUGCCUCUAUUAGUAAUUUUACUAACUCCACUAGUCAUUUUGGGUGUGCAUGGGAACAGCACAAGAAACUUACCCUAGCAGAAGUGUCAGGGUCGGGAACCUGUAUAGGCCGGGUGCCCCCCAGUCACCAACAUCUCUGUAAUAGAACCUUGGCAGUACCCAGAACUAGUCACUAUCUAAUACCCUCUGGGCCAGACUGGUGGGCUUGCAACGCCGGACUCACCCCUUGUGUGUCCACGGCUGUCUUCAACAACAAUGAAGACUAUUGUAUACUAGUACAAGUUGUGCCUCAAGUUUACUAUCAAACUGCAGAGUCCUUUGAAUCCCAGUUUGACCAGAAAUACCUCACUAGCCUCACUAGAAUGAGAAGAGAACCUGUUUCCCUCACCCUCGCUGUUAUGUUAGGAUUGGGAGUAGCGGCUGGAGUCGGGACAGGAACUGCGGCACUAGUAAGUGGCAGCUACCACCUGCAGCAACUCAGAACAGCCGUAGAUGAAGACCUCAUGGCCAUAGAACACUCCAUUACCAAACUUGAAGAAUCUCUAACCUCCCUGUCCGAAGUAGUACUCCAAAAUCGACGGGGACUGGACAUAAUUUUUCUAAAAGAGGGCGGGCUCUGUGCAGCCCUUAAAGAGCAGUGUUGCUUUUACGCUGAUCACUCAGGAGUAGUUAAAGACUCUAUGGCAAAACUUAGAAAAAGACUAGAUGAUAGACAGAGAGAGAGAGAAUCCCAACAAAGCUGGUUUGAAACCUGGUACAACCAAUCCCCCUGGUUUAGUACUCUCAUCUCCACCAUCCUAGGGCCCCUGAUCCUGCUUAUGCUCAUCUUAACUUUCGGGCCCUGCAUUUUUAACCGCUUGCUUACCCUAAUUAAAGAUAAAUUAAACAUAGUGCAUGCCAUGGUCCUGACUCAGCGAUACCAGGCAGUCAAGACUGACGAAGAGACUCAAGAUUGAGCCUCUAAGGUACAAAAAGAGGAGGGAAUGAGAAGCCUUAAGAAAAUAUAGCCAUUAAAAUAGAAAAACACUUUGGGAAAACAUUUUAGAAAAACAAGCCAGAAAAACAUUUACCAGAUGAACAGUACCCCACCCGGGCGUGUCAACAGAUGGACAGGAAUCCGGGUCCGGGUGUGGCUAUCAGGGACACCAGAUGUCCAGGGUAGUGUCCCCUACAUUCCCAGAACAAAAGUAGAAAAACAUUUCCAGGAAAUACCCCUACCCGCCUGAGAGCCCCCUGACCAACCAGUAUGGGACAGCUAGCUCAGGCCAUAGUUAGAAACCAAUCAGUUACUUCCAAACCUCGCGCCUUGAACCUUUUCAAAUGUGUGAACCAAUCAACUUAUUGUACCCCACCCUGUUUGAAUUUGUAACCUCCCCCUGUGUGACUUUGUGGUUUUUGCCUUUAUAAGCAGUGUGCAACAGCCGCUCGGGGUCUCUCGGCCUCUUGUGCUGGAGACCCUAGCGCGCUAGCAAUAAAGAGUGUCUCUUUGCUGUGA